AUGGCUCGCGCUCCCGGCCUUCUUGCAGGUCUCGCUACCAUAUCCCUCGCUCUGGGCGCAGCACUGCAGCCUCGGGUCUCUCAGCAAGUGACUACCUCCUACGGCACGGUAGAGGGUGCUACUUCCGACCUCGAAAGCGGUGUCACCGUGUACAAAGGAAUUCCCUUCGCUACCCCGCCAGUUGGUGACUUGAGAUGGACUGCGCCGACCCCACCGGCUAAUUGGACUGGCGUUCUCAAUGCCACGUCUUUUGGCGCCGACUGCGCCCAGUCUUAUUCGGCACUGGGCAUCUUCUCUUCUGGUAGCUACGACAUCUCCGAAGACUGUCUUUACAUGAACAUCUGGACACCGUCAAAUGCUACAUCUACAUCAAACCUUCCAGUAUUCAUCUGGAUCUAUGGAGGACGUUUUGAGGGCGGUGCCGGCAGUGUGCCAACCUACGACGGGUCUCACCUUGCCGCAAAGGACCUCGUGGUUGUCACAUUUAACUACCGCAUGGGUCCUUUCGGUUUUCUCGCCCACCCCGAGCUCAGUGCCGAGUCAGGUCACAAUGCGUCCGGAAAUUAUGGGCUGCUUGACCAGAUCCAGGCCAUCACCUUUUUACAAGAGGAAGUAGCUGCAUUCGGCGGCGACCCGGACCACAUCACCGUUGGUGGACAGUCAGCUGGUUCAGCAAGUGCGUUGGACAUGAUGUACAGCCCACUGUCCAGUGAUAAGCUGGUUGGAUGUAUCUCUGAAAGUGGCGCGCGCGACCCCCAUGAUCCCGAAACCUACGGUUUGGCCACGAGCCACCGCCUUCUCGCGACAGCCGAGGAACAGGGCAUUACUUUUGUUGCUGAGAUGAACGUGACGACUAUUGCGGAGCUUCGAAACGUCUCGAUGGAUGAUCUUUUGGAGUAUGAUAGUGCUAUGGAUACUAUCCUAGAUGGCACUGUCUACGAGAACAGCACGCUUGGCUUUGUUUCUGAGCCGCCGCUCUGGCGUCCUGUUGUUGAUGGCUAUGUUUUGCCUUACACCUAUGGGGAGAGCCUCCGCAGGAAUGCCCACGGUGACAUGCCUAUCCUGACAGGAGACAACGAGGGUGAAUCUACAGAUAGCGACAUGACCCUCACGGAGUAUCAGGAGGGAUAUGCCGGAAUAAUGGGCAACCUCACAGACACUUUCUUGGAAGCAUACCCCGCAUCGAACGACACCGAAGCCACCGCUCAGAAUGCCGGGUUCGGCCGAGACGUCAACCGGGUCUCAACUUGGCGUUGGGCUGAAGACUGGUACAGCGGAGGCGCUACUAAUGAUGUUUUCGUCUACUUCUGGACUCACGCGCCCCCGAACCAAACAGCUGGUGCGUACCACGGAUCCGAGCUGUGGUAUACCUUUGGCAACCUGCCCACAUACUACAACUACACUUGGACAGAGCAAGACUACGAAAUCCAGGCAAUCAUGGGUGAUUACUGGGCCAACUUUAUCAAGACUGGAAACCCCAACGGCGGCAGUCUCACCAACUUCCCAGCGAGCAAUCCAAAUGUGUCUCAGAUUAUGUGGCUAGGUGACUCAUUCGGUGCCUCGUAUAUUGCUGACAAUUCCAGCAAGAUUGCUGUUAUCGAGGAAUUCUUUUCUCAGAACAUAGAGUUUUAG
Messenger RNA from Cryphonectria parasitica EP155, 1632 nucleotides. Its product is annotated as alpha/beta-hydrolase. Lineage: Eukaryota; Fungi; Ascomycota; Sordariomycetes; Diaporthales; Cryphonectriaceae. The transcript has 2 exons. The coding region runs from base 1 to 1632 and encodes 543 amino acids. Gene Ontology annotation, molecular function: cholinesterase activity. The record is from RefSeq and is a predicted model, not a curated record.